AUGGCUGCACACGGGUUGGGUUUUCUUCUCCCCAGGCGCCAGGUACAGCCGUCCAGGGCGCUCCUGCUUUCUGCCGCGCUUUUCCUCCUGCUGAGCGCGCCCACGACGUGGUGGGAGGAGGCGAGCGCCAUCGUUCUGCCUGAAACGCGCAAGGGGACGGCCGCGGACUCUCUCCUCACGCAGCGGGAGCAGACCCAUAGGUUUCGACGCGUUUUCGAAAGGGGCGGCGACCUCGUUUCUGCGCUGCGCCUCUCUUUUCUGGAUCGGGCUGCGCGCGCAGAACAACAGGAAGAAGGGACUUCCGCUCACGGAGUUGGCCUCCCGGCCGCUCCCCCACUGCCAGGCGAGACUUCGCGCCGCUCCGGCGACGCCUUGCCUUCUCCAGGCAAGAAACUCGAGACUGCUCACGCGCUGGUCUCCCCGCACAAUCACUCUCCGAGUCCCCCGCACACUCCCCCUUUCUCGGCUGCUUCGUCUCUAGUUCCGUCCGGUUCUCCUCCGUCUUCUUCGUCUCCACAUGGGUCGGGCGCGUCGGCUCCUUCUCCCCCGGCUUCUUCGGGGAGUUCGACGCUGGAGGGAGACGCAGCUCUGCUGGCGUCUCUCUCGCGCCAGACGCGCCCCAAAGAGCGCGUGGACAGCGUAAGCCGCGACGCCCGGCGAGCCCUCGAGGACUUGAUGCUCAGCGAGGUGUCCUGUCAGCACCUGACGCAGGCCGUCGUGGUCGUGGACGGCGGCAGCAGCAAGACGUUGCCCAGUCUGUUCACGGUCGUGACUGAGUCCUGCCCGCAAGUGGGACGCCGCGUGUUGGAGGGGACCCUAAAGUUCGUGGCCGAAGGCACGAAAGUCGCGGGCGUGCGCGACCUCUUGGAAGACUGGCUCGACGCGCAUGCAGGCAAAGACUGGGAGUCGCGCGAACUCGACGCCGAGACGCUCAUGCGUUCUUUUCCUUCGAUGCAGGAGCAGGCGAAUCGGCUGGUCUCGAACCUCAUCCGGGACGUGGUCCAGCUGCUCAGCGCGCAGCUCUCUGAAGAGGAGAAGGAAGAAGUGAAGGCGCUCGGCGUGCCGCUGUUUUUCCACACCACCGCGGGAGUUCGCGGAUUCCCCGACUGGUACCGAGACGGGAUGUUUGUCGCGCUGCGCCGGGCCAUCAACGCGUCGCCGCCGAUCGAGGGCUACGUGUUUUUCACAAACAACGAGUGGACGCGCCCGAUUUCCGGCGAAGUCGAGGGCAUCUACGCGUUCCUGACGGCGAAUUUCCUCACGCGAAACUUUGAGCGCAUCACGGAAGAAGGGCCACCGGGCCACGAAGAGCACGAACUGCUUGCGCACCGCAAACUCGCGGGGAUCGUCGAAGUCGGCGGGGCCUCGAUGCAGAUCGUCUUCCCCGUCCGGCCGUUCGUCCCGUUCCCGCCCUUCGCCAAAGUGAGCAAUCUGCAGAAAGAAGGCUACCUGCCGCACUCGUACCCACCCGUCGACCUCGUCGCCGUCUCCUUCAUGCAACUCGGCGCCUCGAGCGCCAGCGGAGUCUUCCUCAAGAUGCUCUGUGGAAAAGCCGAGUACCUGCGGAAGGGUGUCUGCCACAAUCCGUGCCUGUUUCGCGGGUUCGAACAGGCGUGCUCUGCGGGAGAAGUCUCCAUCUCGCCCGACGGGAAAAUCGCUGUCAGCUCGGACAUUCGGAAGAACCGACUGAAACCCGCCGCGACGUUCUGCGGCGGCGGCAACGCAGAAAUCAUGUACAAGUUGUCGAAUCGGAUUGAGUGUGAGGCCACCCGAAUCAAUCCGCUCCUCCCGCUCGAGCAGCGCCUGGAGAUUCCCCACUGCGAGAAAAUAGUCGGCACCGGCGACUUUGACGCGUGCGCUAAGGAAGUCGAAGACAUCCUGAUUGAUCCAAACCUGCCGCUGCCCGCGAACCAGGAGGCCGUCUCCCUCGGUUUCGAGACGCCCGCGCAAAUCUUCAAGUUCAUCUCCUCGAGCGCGCCGCUCUUUGUCACGGGCGCCUCCCUGGUCAUGCCCGUCAAACUCCUCCAGGCCGUGAAACUCCUCCCCGACGACUUUGACGGCACCGCGCGAACGCAGCUCGUCGAAGCGGCGAAGCGCUUCUGCGCGACGCCCUUGACUCGGGAGAAAGACGGCGCCCUGACCGUCCACGUCCAGACCGAAGCUGGGGCUUCCCAGAAGGCCGUCGAUCCCGUGAAACUCACCGCGCUGAACUACGAGACAUGCCACCGUCUCGCCAUGGCGGCCUCUGUUCUUCGCCAGAUUGACUCGGGGGCGAGACGGCCCAACUCGGUCCGUUUCGAGACGAAAGUCGCGGACGCCACCGACCCGCAGAAAGCAGUCGGCAACUUCGGCUGGCAUGUGGGCACCAUUCUCCACCACAUGUCCAACCCGAAGGCCUGGAGUACUGCCGCCUACGAACUCGGCGUCGGGCACACGUUCCACGACAGAAGGUUCGGGCUGCAUCCCCACAACCUGGCACCGGAAAGAAGCGAACCGGAACACGCGCAGAGCGACGCCGACACGACGUAUGGGGUAUCGGCGAAGUCUGCCUCGUGA
Messenger RNA from Neospora caninum, 2556 nucleotides. Its product is annotated as putative nucleoside-triphosphatase. The transcript has a single exon. Gene Ontology annotation, biological process: nucleoside diphosphate catabolic process. Gene Ontology annotation, molecular function: nucleoside diphosphate phosphatase activity. The record is from RefSeq and is a predicted model, not a curated record. Gene Ontology annotation, cellular component: membrane. Lineage: Eukaryota; Apicomplexa; Conoidasida; Eucoccidiorida; Sarcocystidae. The coding region runs from base 1 to 2556 and encodes 851 amino acids.